GACCUGACGACAGGUCCAAAGUUGUGGCCGUUUUUUCGGCCAGGCCUGGUACCGUAGGACGGUACCGUGGCAGCGUCACCGUGGCGCCAUGGGGAAAGACCUGAAUCAAAUCGAGGAGGCUAUCCUGGCGAAGAUUCAGGAGCGAGCGCACAGCAGAACCACCGAGGAGACCUUCUUGGUCAAGGCUUUGAGGUACCAAGACCUCUCAAGCUGCGGCUGGCUGGAUUUUCCAAAGUUCAGCCGUGCUCUGCUUCCGUACACUUCUGGGGUGAGUGAGAAGGAUGUUGAAGCCAUCUUCGAACGCUAUGCUGACCAGGGCUCUCUGCCAAUUCGGCCGUUUGCCAGUGACUUUGUCAGCGGCGUUCGGCGAGAAGAACAGGAGGCACCUGAGCCAAUGUACCAGGAGCCUGACUUGUCCGAGGAGACUUUGGAAAACAUCAAGGUCGUGUACGAUCAGGGUCCGAGGGGAACUACAUCCCUCGCUGCAGUUGUACGAAGAAUACGGCAACUGAUUGCAAGGAAAGGCAUUCGGACUGCAGUUGACAUCGUGCAGCACUUCUAUUCUGCAGAUGAAGAUGUUGAUGAUCAGCUCGACAUGUACGAAUUUCGCCAAGCUUGUCGCAAAGCUGGCCUAACUUUUCGGGACGCAGAAGAGGUCUCGAUCUUCGAAGCCUGCGCAGAGACCAAAGGGAAAAUUCACCUGCCGACGUUCCUCAAACUGCUCCAUGGGGAGAUGUCGUCGGCAAGGCGUUCUUUAGUGGAGAGGGCCUUUGCAGCGGUCGGAGGCAACCCACAAGAUGACCAAUCUGUGGUGAGCCCUGGGAAGCUGAAGGAACACUUCAUGGCCCAGGCACAUCCCUUGGUGGUCCGUGGCGAGCUGGAGCCAGGCUAUGUCCUCGCGGAAUUCUUAGACACCUUCAGUCAGCUCGCCCAUGUGCUUGGGGGAUGUGAGAACGGCAUGGUCUCAUGGGCAGAUUUCCACGCGUACUAUGACGUUGUCUCUUCUACCGUUGAAAAUGAUGCUCUUUUCGAUUUGAUAGUGCAACGCGUCUGGGAUGUGAAAACCAAAGCCUGGGCUGAUGGAGACGUGUCCCCCAGGCGGUUGGUUCGGGAGGUAGACGAUGCACCAUCUCCUACCGCCGAGAAGAGGCCUCCACCUCAUAGCGGUCCAUCAGUCUAUACUAUGGACAGCCCCAGAGGGCCUCAGGAGCAUCACCGCAGAUUUGGCAGGGGUCCACAGGCAUCUGCCAUCACGAAGUCAUCAAUCGUCUUUGCAGACAUCGUCAACACCUUGCAGGAAGUCUUCCAGAGGCUCAGCCGCAGCAUCUCUUUGCGCGGCUUGCGAGGUUGGCUGACCGUGGUGCAGCGGUUCCAGCAUUUUGACUAUCGAAGGAAUGGCACGGUGAUGCGCCUGGACUGGCAGCGCCUGUGCCGGGGUCUGGGCCUCGGUUUGUCUUCAGAGGACCAGGAGCAGAUCUUCAAGGAGCUGUCAAAGAAGAAGAAAGGCCAAGCAAUGGAUUACGUGGAAUGUUUACGCAUUCUCCGUGGAGACAGUUUGCCAGAGGAGCGUGCGCAGGCAGUGGAUCACCUCUUCCAGGCCUUGGGCACAGACCACGUGGCGCCGGCGGAGCUCAAGCGGCGCUUCGACGCCUCCAACGCCCCGCAGUGCCUGCUGCGUAGGAAGGAUCCCCGGCAAGCAGAACAAGAAUUCUUUGAUGCUGUCGACUUCUUCUCGCAAGGCGCGCCCUUUGAUGUCGAAAAAUUUGACGAGUUCUUCCGUAUGGUCUCUGCAGUUCACGAGGAUGACGACGAGUUUCGUUUGAUGACGACCAGUGCAUUUAAUGUGCAGUAGAAAGGCAUCCGAGGAGGCGUGGCGAGCGUGGCGAGCGUGGUGAGCGUGGGCAUUUGAUAUCGUUUGACUCAAUUGCUCAGCAAUUGCUCCUUGUGAUUUCGCCGUUUCUGCCUGGAUGAUCUGGACAUAUCUGGACAUAUCUGGAUAUAUCUGGACAUAUCUGGAUAUGUUUCUAUGAUUCUCAUUGAUUUUCUAUGCAAGACACCACUGUGUAUAUUGAGCCAAUGCACCGGCCGAGAAAAAGAGGCACGGCAUGGGUUCCUGUCGGAGGUCAACUAAAGCCAAAAACAAGAGG
Molecule: messenger RNA, 2147 nt
Organism: Cladocopium goreaui
Lineage: Eukaryota; Dinophyceae; Suessiales; Symbiodiniaceae
Source: the annotation of a GenBank genome assembly